Messenger RNA from Prosopis cineraria, 1257 nucleotides. Its product is annotated as rRNA 2'-O-methyltransferase fibrillarin 2-like. Gene Ontology annotation, biological process: rRNA methylation; box C/D sno(s)RNA 3'-end processing. The coding region runs from base 114 to 1040 and encodes 308 amino acids. Gene Ontology annotation, molecular function: RNA binding; histone H2AQ104 methyltransferase activity; rRNA methyltransferase activity. Gene Ontology annotation, cellular component: box C/D methylation guide snoRNP complex; small-subunit processome; nucleolus. The transcript is spliced from 7 exons. The record is from RefSeq and is a predicted model, not a curated record. Lineage: Eukaryota; Viridiplantae; Streptophyta; Magnoliopsida; Fabales; Fabaceae.
CCCUAACGUGGUCUAUAAGAUCUAUCGGACCGUCCCUGUAAGCUUCGACUUCGUUUUACGGUUGUUUCCACACUAGGCGUCGCCGUUCCCCCUCAGUCUUGCUGUAUUAAAAGAUGGCUCCUCCUCGAGGUCGUGGCGGCGGCGGCGGCGGCAGGGGCAGAGGUGAUGGCGGUCGUGGAGGCAGAGGAGGAGGGAGAGGCUUUGGAGGAAGAGGAGCAGAUAUGAAAGCUCGUGGUGGUGGACGUGGAGGCAGGGGCGGUCGAGGAGCGGGUAGAGGUGGUGGUCGUGGAGGUAGGGGUGGAAUGAAAGGUGGGAGCAAGGUGGUCAUUGAGCCACAUCGUCAUGAAGGAAUUUUCAUUGCCAAGGGUAAAGAAGAUGCCCUUGUUACGAAGAACUUAGUCCCUGGUGAAGCUGUUUAUAACGAGAAAAGAAUUACCGUUCAGAAUGAGGAUGGUUCAAAAGUUGAGUAUCGUGUGUGGAACCCUUUCCGUUCCAAGUUGGCCGCUGCUAUUCUUGGUGGAGUUGACAACAUUUGGAUUAAACCUGGAGCCCGUGUUCUUUACCUGGGAGCUGCUUCUGGGACUACUGUCUCCCAUGUUUCUGACAUUGUUGGCCCAACUGGAGUGGUCUAUGCAGUAGAGUUUUCUCACCGGAGUGGAAGAGACCUUGUCAACAUGGCUAAGAAGCGUACUAAUGUUAUACCCAUUAUUGAAGAUGCCAGACAUCCUGCCAAAUACAGAAUGUUAGUUGGCAUGGUAGAUGUCAUAUUUUCUGACGUUGCUCAGCCGGAUCAGGCUAGGAUUCUAGGGCUGAAUGCUUCAUAUUAUCUGAAAACAGGAGGCCAUUUUGUUAUUUCAAUCAAGGCCAACUGCAUAGACUCGACAGUGCCAGCAACAGCAGUGUUUGCGAGUGAGGUGAACAAGCUGAGGGCUGAUCAAUUUAAGCCGAGCGAGCAAGUGACUCUGGAGCCAUACGAACGAGACCAUGCUUGCGUGGUCGGUACUUACAGAGUGGCCAAGAAGAAGAAAGAUGCCGAGUAGAUCGCUUAAUAUUGCUCCACAACUAAUGUGGAAUGUGGACGUCAAUCCCUUGGCGAGUAAUUUCUUUUAAUUUUCUCUUCCUUGAGGGAGAAUGUAACGGGUCUUAUUUGACUUUCGUUUUUGUGUCGUCGUCUUGUUUUGACGAAUAUACUUGACGCCUGCUUGUACUCGAAAUGUUUAUUUGUGAUGCUUUAGUGGAAAUUAGUACCCUGAUCAA